GCUCACACCCAAGAGAUGUGAAAAUCAGAAAACUCCAAAAGUAAUAUGGUUUUAUGCUUACCAAAUAACACGAAAUGUAAUAAUUGAUGGUGCAGCUUGCAGUGCUUGCUGCAGUCUCCAGGAAACCCAUAAAAUCAAGUAAAAAUGUCUGAUACCUCCGUAAAAGCUUCUGACCCUGCAAAAUAUUCACCACUCAGCUGGGAAUUGUGUCCUCCUGAACUUCUGUGUAUGAUAUUCAAAAACUUAAAUAGUAAAGCUUUGCUGGCAUGUAUGGCAGUAAGCAAAAGAUGGAAGGAUAUUGUUAUGGACUAUAUUGAGUGUCACAAACUAUGGGAGAAGAUGGUUCUAGAAGAAAUGGUGAACAAAGGCGGCACAUUCCGAAGAAAGUCCAAACUGAAUGACAAAGGGAUCCUAAUAAAUUCAAAACUGUGGAAUUCAGUCAGCAUCGCUCAGAUAGAAGUUUAUUAUACAUACGAUUCAGAGGACUUUAUAAAGAUGCGUGUGUAUAAAGACAACCUCAUUUUGUUAAUGGAUAAUGACAUAAACUACUUUGACAUUAAAGAGAAGGAAUUGCGGACAUAUAAUGACUCCUCAAUAAACCUUGCUGAUUAUUAUGAGAAUGAAUAUAUGGCUGUUAUUUUGGAGCAAUUUGAAGGGAAUGAAGCUGAUCUACGGUUGUAUGGGAAAAGUAACCCAGAUGACACCAGUUUCAAUGAGAGUUUUAUGUAUAUCAUGAAUGGUAUUUUACUCUUCAAAUUGGAAGACAACAUUUGCUAUAUUAUCACAAAUAAGUACAUCGUAUGGGCGCUCAUUUGGCACAAGGAAACAUGGCAAGUUAGACUCAAGGGUCGUUACUACGGCAGUGCAUACGACACAAUAUGUGCUAUGCAUGUGUCUAACAAGACGAUUUCCAUGGUAACCAAGAGCGGUUUGAUACUCUGUGAAGAUCCGAAUUCAAAGAAGUUUGACAAAGCACAAAACUUCCGUACUCAACUUUGGCCAAACAAUGCUAAACAUUGCGUGUUGUUUAGUCUGUCGGAGAUUGUUGUGUCAGUGGUUGGUGGUAGCCAUCGAAUAGAAGCGUACCACGACUCACAAUUGAAGCGCACGACCGUGCUGUGCGCGGAUAUGACGUGCGCCACUGAACACGGAGAAGUUUUGCUUAUCGGAUACAAGGAUGGGGCGGUUGCAAUUUGUUUACUAAAAGACCUGAAAAAUAAUCAAAAUAAGCCCCAAAGGUUGUUGCAAAUUCAGGACUUUGACCGGGAUGUAACUGACACCGCCAUAUUAGGGCUCGAGGUUUACGAAGAUAAAAUGUCACAUCAUUUGUUUGUGGCCGUGGAAGACAAAGUUAUACAGUUAUUAAUCACCUAUCCUAAUACAGUUAAACAGUAUUAUGAAUAAUUUAAUUUUAAAAAUCUCAAUUUUAGAUUUAUGUCAAAAACGUGUCAUUUUAUUUAAGGUUUACAUAACUUUUUAGUAGCCCAUCAAAGGGUAUGUGAUACCUAAGUUAUUUAUUCUAAAAUAAGUAGUAAGUAAAUAUACUUAAGCUAUUCGAUGGAUUUUUAACAUACUUAAUACUUUUAUCAUGCAUGAAUUAAUAGAUUGAUCGUAAAUAAGUUUAAUAAUUAAUCAAACACUCUUUGUAAUUUGAAAUUUAUUAUCCAACAAACAAUGUACAAUCCGAACAAACUAUCUUUGGUAUAAUUGACUCAUAAUAUCAAGGACAAUACAUGUAAUUAUAAAGAAAAUAAAACUACGUAGUUCACUGAAAUAUUGCACAAUUGGUAGCCUGCAACAGUUACAUAAUAUAAUAUUAAUUAAAUAUUUAACACAAUAUCUGUAGUAGAAUAUAAAUAAAACUGGUUAAACAAACAACUUUUUAAAUACUGUAACAUAAUAUUUACAUUUCAUGAUUAAGUACUGAUUCAUUAAAGUAGAAUUUGUGUCAUUUGAAAUCAAUAAAGUGAACAUAUAAAAUA
Molecule: messenger RNA, 1982 nt
Organism: Helicoverpa armigera (cotton bollworm)
Lineage: Eukaryota; Metazoa; Arthropoda; Insecta; Lepidoptera; Noctuidae
Exons: 7
Coding region: 145-1404 (419 amino acids)
Molecular function (GO): protein binding
Source: RefSeq, a predicted model, not a curated record